Messenger RNA from Cavia porcellus (domestic guinea pig), 1026 nucleotides. RefSeq names its product CDGSH iron sulfur domain 3 (gene Cisd3). The coding region runs from base 215 to 628 and encodes 137 amino acids. Lineage: Eukaryota; Metazoa; Chordata; Mammalia; Rodentia; Caviidae. The record is from RefSeq and is a predicted model, not a curated record. Gene Ontology annotation, molecular function: 2 iron, 2 sulfur cluster binding. Gene Ontology annotation, cellular component: mitochondrion. The transcript is spliced from 3 exons.
CCGAAGCCCCGCCCCGCGCGCGUCCGGCGUCCCAGGGUGUGCGAACCGCCGAGCGCCUGCCGCCACCCUGGCCUAGAGCGUCCCUUUGCAGCCCUUCGCUAGCCCAGCGCUUUCGGCGCGCCAGGACGCGCCCAGUAAAGGUGCUUCUGUGACUCUCCCUCUUACCCUCCUGCUUCUCCCGAGACCCGCCAGCCGUGCGCCGCGUCCCUCUCAGAUGGCCUUCCGGCGUCCUGCUAGCUCCUCCGUCUCAGUUUUUCUGUUUCCGAAUAAAGUCUGCCUGCCUGCGUUGCAGAAGCUCAGCCAGAGGCGGGACAUCACCUCCUGGCUGGCCCGAUGGUUCCCCAAAACCCCAGCCAAGGCCGUGGUGGCCCAGAAAACACCCAUCAAGGUGGAGCUGGUGUCAGGGAAAACCUACAGGUGGUGCGUGUGUGGCCGCAGCAAGAAGCAGCCCUUCUGUGAUGGCUCUCACUUCUUCCAGCACACAGGCCUGGCUCCUCUCAAGUUCAAGGCCCAGGAGACCCGUACAGUGGCCCUUUGUACCUGUAAGGCCACUCAGAGGCCCCCGUACUGCGAUGGCACCCACAGGAGUGAGCGGGUGCAGAAGGCAGACGUGGGUACCCCGCUCUAAGGCACGGGCCUCAGCCUGGCCCUGGGUGGCCUUAGCUGCAGGCCUGGCAGCCAUCCCUUUGUGGGAAGGAAAUCAUGUGCCGCUCCUAAGAAGGGACGAUCCAAGAACCCAUGGACCCACAUCCAGCUUGUGAUGAAGUGCCCGCCGUAACUGAGGUGCCAGUGUGGUCAGCCAGGAGUGGGCACCUGUUUGGUUCAGCAUGCUGGGAAUAACGGCAUGAAAUGAGCAAGGCCAAGUAUGCCUGUGAUCCCAGCACUCGCAGGAGGCAGGAGGAUUGCCCAAGAGUUCGAGGCCAGCCUAGGCCACAUAGUGAGUUCAAGGCCAAUCUGAACUGCAUAUACCAAGGUUCUGCCUGAAAACACAACAAAACCUAAAAAUAAAUCAGCCACCAAAGCCCA